AUGAAGUUCCUCAUUUUUACUUGCCUUUUGGCUGUUGCUCUUGCAAAGGAGAACAAAUGCUACCAAUAUAGUCAGAAGUUCAAAACACCUCAAGCCCUCAAGGAUCUUUACCAAUAUCACAUUGCUAGGAAUCCAUGGGGUUACAUUGUGAACCCUGCCUUCCCCUUCCCUCAUGCUCUGCAAUAUAACCAGAAAAUGAACAUGAAUAUGCAAGCCAGAGAGAAAACGGCAAUGACUGAGGAAGAACAGACCAUCCAAGACUACAUGAACAAAGCAAAACCAUGCAGCACCAUCACCUGGCCUCAGUUUGUGCAGCUGCUUCAUCAAUAUGAGAAAAUUAUGAACCUACGGAGCUAUUACCCAUACACCCCCAGCCUGGUGAGUGUGCCAUGCGUAUUUUCAAUAUGA
This is a messenger RNA of Arvicola amphibius (Eurasian water vole), 408 nucleotides long. RefSeq names its product alpha-S2-casein-like B. Gene Ontology annotation, cellular component: extracellular region. The transcript is spliced from 5 exons. Gene Ontology annotation, molecular function: zymogen binding; protein homodimerization activity. The record is from RefSeq and is a predicted model, not a curated record. The coding region runs from base 1 to 408 and encodes 135 amino acids. Lineage: Eukaryota; Metazoa; Chordata; Mammalia; Rodentia; Cricetidae.